AUGCUGAUUGUGAAUUCAAAAGCUAGGACAUAUUACUUUUUUGAAGAGUUAUCAUAAUUUUCGAUCAUUAUUUACGCUUAAAUCAUGAAGCCUUAUUUCUGUUAAAAAGAAGAAUUUAUGAGAUUUAUAAUCUAUGAUGAUUAUGAAUUUCAAAUACAUGAUUCUUUAAUUAAUGGAGGAUCAAGCAUCUGA
Messenger RNA from Paramecium octaurelia, 192 nucleotides. The record is from the annotation of a GenBank genome assembly. Lineage: Eukaryota; Ciliophora; Oligohymenophorea; Peniculida; Parameciidae.